AUGCCUGGAGACGAAGAGAACAUAAUCUCAAUGGAAAAGUUCGAACCCCUGCUGCAGUCCACCGAGUGCACCAACAAGAGCAUGACGAUGGAUUUCAAAGAUGAGAGAUCUUAUCAAUAUGGCCAACGCCUCUGGCAGUGGGUCAAUGAGGCCGAUGAACGAAAGUUCAUUUUGGUUGCUGGGAACGGUCAUUGCGGUUGGAACCAACAUCGGUUGCCCUUCGUCGUUUUAAAUGUGCGUUUCAGUGAUGCAAAUAAUACGAUCACUGUCAUUGGAUAUGGUUCGGACUGGAAGACUGUCGCACAUACGUACGAGUUGCUUGUCGGUGGCCAUCCUUCAUCCGAGAAGCGUGAUAUCGACCAUACCUUCUCCUUCGAUUUAAACCACGCUUUACCUAUGAGCAGCAAGUCCUUCUCAAUGGGCGAUUUUAAGUUUACAUAUGACUGUGAUGACUGCGGGACCAAGGGCGAGUUCGACUUCCAAUUCGAGCUAUAA
Molecule: messenger RNA, 495 nt
Organism: Penicillium daleae
Lineage: Eukaryota; Fungi; Ascomycota; Eurotiomycetes; Eurotiales; Aspergillaceae
Exons: 1
Coding region: 1-495 (164 amino acids)
Source: RefSeq, a predicted model, not a curated record